Mitosporidium daphniae is the source of this 2349-nucleotide messenger RNA. RefSeq lists its product as uncharacterized. Bases 1 to 2349 code for a protein of 782 amino acids. Lineage: Eukaryota; Fungi; Microsporidia. The transcript has a single exon. The record is from RefSeq and is a predicted model, not a curated record. Gene Ontology annotation, cellular component: nucleus.
AUGGCUCCUAAAAAUAAGGGUUCCUCCGUUGGCAAGAAUCCCACGAAAUCCUCAAAAAAGCCACUAUUGUUUUUGAAGGAUACCGAUGGCAGUGAGCUUCCAUGGUUUGAGCUUUUAUCUCCCCUUUUGGGCGAGUCUUUAUCUCAAUCUUUGUCGAGUACACCUGUUUCGUUUACUCCAGGCCAAUUGGAGCUAUUAAGGACCAAAGGGAAACAGUUGAUUGAGACGCAGGAGGCAAUUUUCUUGGAAAAUGCCCCUAAUGAUUUGUCUUUUUAUUUAAAUCUGCUGAAUGAGGGUACCCGUUCCGAUCGGUUGGCUGCAUAUGGCCUGCUUGUUGCGAAGGCUCCACAUUUUUUCAUUAGCAAGCUUUCUGAGUGGAUGGUUUGGAUUUCUUCUGGAAUAAACAGGGCUGAAUCUAUUGGAGACGCAAUUGUCUCGUUGGCCCAGGUAUUUUCUAGCCACAUUAUUCCGACAACUCACAAACUUAAAUACAUGGAGCAACGCCAAGGACCAAAGAUCCCCUCGGAUCCAGAAUUAUGGGUUUGGGCUGUUGAGGAUUCGCUCAAAAGAGCCUAUGCAGACUUGAUACGUUUGUUUGAAAAGCAAUUGAUGUCUCCUUAUGAGCAACUGCGGCUUCGACUUCUUCCCGUAAUUUCGAAUCUUUUUUCGACACAUCCGGAGCAGGAGUCGGCUCUCCUUUCUCUGUUAUUUGCUAAACUUGGGGAUUCCUCGAAAAAAGUAGCCUCCACCUCUGGAAGGUUGAUCCUUAAAAUUAUUAACAUGCACCCCGCAAUGACAGAAGUGGUGGUCUCUGGCUUAUGGCAACAGGUCCUUAUCUCGAAGCUAUCUUCAUCUGCUUCUCCAAAUUCUUCAAAAGCAUCUACGCCGUCAACCUCUUCAUUACAUGCCCAGUAUUAUGGGAUUGUUUUAUUGACGCAAAUCCCUCUUGAUUCACGGUUCCAGGAUCUGGCCCGGAAAAUGAUUGCGAUGUAUGUCUCUCUCAUUGAAGAGUUAUUAUCUGAUCGGCCAGAAGCCCCUUCUAAAGAUAAGAAAAAGAAUGUAAAAAAAGAGGAAAAUCAGGUUGAUUCGCACAAAGAAAAGUUGCUAUCUUUUAUACUGAAGGGCGUACACAAUGCAUUUUCGAUUUGCAAGGACGCCAAGCUUCCAUCGAUUGACAUUCUUUUUAGACUUACCCACAUAGGUUCUUGGUCAAAAUCUCUUCAGGCCUUUUGGCUGCUCUAUAAAAUUUCAAAGGAAGUCCCCUCGUUACAGGAGAGAUUCCAGAAAUCUCUUUGGGAAUCCCUUGUUGAUGAUCGGUCUGCCGGACAUGGUCGGUAUCAAGCAGAACAGCAUAUUGCAAUUGUGAAGACAUUUCUAAUGGACAAAAUGUCAGGCGACUUUUCUGCAGAAACCUUGCCGAUUAUACUUGCCUUUGUGAAAAGAUGGCUUGCAUUCAUUUCGUUGUCAGGUUCUAUUGCCUUCAUGUGUGCUGUUCUUCAAGCGAUUCUCGAGGUUUUUCUACUGAUCACACGUAAAAGACCCUCAAUUAUUAAGGAUAUAAUUCUGCCUCCAGGGGAUUAUAAUAAUUCGUGGGAUCCACUGAAAAGAGAUCCCUCGUGGUGUGGAGUUACACUGGAUGCUUCCAAAAAAAAGCUUGUCUGCUCAUUUUUCGAAAUCUGUCCGUUUUUAUUGCAUUAUCAUCCAUCGGUUUCUACUUUAGCCAAGGCAAUUUUAGCAUCGACCAGGGGAGUUUCAGCAUCGACCAAGGGAAUUUCCGCAAAGGAACUUGAUAAUCCCGAAACGAUCUUGAAGAAUUCUACAAGCAAUCCAUUCGAGUCGUAUUCGCUAAGCUCAUUUCUUGAUCGCUGGGCAUACAAAAACCCGAAAAAACACUCAAAAUCAGAAGCGCCAAUACCUUCAACAUCCGAUUUUUCGUCUCUUUCGAGCCAUGAUGUUUGUGCCUCAGAUGUCUUUUAUCACAAGUACUUUGUGAAUAAAGCAAAACGAGUAACAACUAACCUCAGCAUUCCAGACGGAAGUGAUGGAGAAAGCGAUUUUGAUGGUAUCGACCUGGUCCCAUCGGAUGGCUCUCAGACCAGUGACGUCGACAUCCAAGAACCAUUUUCAGAUGAUGAUGGCGACGAUAUUGAUGGUCUGAGUGAAGAGGACGGAUUAGUAUCGAGCGAUGAGGAUAUUGGCUAUGAGAAUGGCCAGUUUUUAGAUGCAGAUGCUGAGGAGGAGGGUGCUAACGAUCAGACCACUUCGAAAGACAAUAGAACACCCAAAAGAAAAAGGGUUAAAUUGCCUUUAUUGGCCAGUGCGGAAGAGUAUGAAAAGUAUUUAAUUUAA